UUUUGCGGUCUAUUACGUCUCCGCUGUAAUUUGACAAGACGAAAAACCCUAGGCAUCUGCAGCUUCUCUCACUGGCUCGAUCUCUAUCUAGUCUCCGGGUUUUGUCGGCGUGCAAUCGUUUGGCUUCUCCGACGAGCUCGUGCCACAGGUACUGUCGGCUUCACGACAUGGCAUCUGAAGGAAAAAGUUUUGCGAGGAGAGAUCAGCUCCUGGAGAUUCAGAAUGAGGUCCAACCUGAAUGGGAAGCUGCAGGUGUGUUCAGGGCUGAAGCUCGUGGUAGUCCUCCGCAAUCAGGAGAAAAGUUCUUCUCGACGUUUCCCUUCCCGUAUAUGAACGGUUAUCUUCAUCUCGGCCAUGCAUUCUCGCUUUCAAAGAUUGAGUUUGCUGCUGCGUACCACAGAUUGAGAGGAGCUAAUGUGCUGCUUCCAUUUGGCUUCCACUGUACUGGUAUGCCAAUUAAGGCAUCUGCCGAUAAGCUUGCUCGUGAGAUCCAACAGUUUGGGAACCCCCCUGUGUUUUCUGUCGAAGUAGAGGAAGACAGCAAAAAAGGUGGUGAAGUUCAGGAUGACAGCGGAGAUGCGCCACCAUUGCCGGAUCAGUUCAGGGGAAAGAAAUCUAAGGUUGCUGCAAAAUCCGGUGGACAGUUGCAUCAGUGGGAAAUUAUGCGCAGUUUUGGUCUUACGGACAGUGAGAUAGCAGAGUUCCAAGAUCCAUACAAAUGGCUAUACUACUUCCCUCCAUUAGCUGUGGAUGAUCUCAAGGCUUUUGGACUGGGUUGUGAUUGGAGACGGUCAUUUGUCACAACCGAUGUGAAUCCAUUUUUUGACUCCUUUGUGAGGUGGCAGAUGAGAAAGUUGAAAUCUAUGGGAAAGAUUGUUAAAGAUCGUAGAUACACAAUAUUUUCACCAUUAGAUGGCCAGCCGUGUGCUGACCAUGACCGUGCUUCAGGUGAAGGUGUUCUGCCUCAGGAGUAUACUCUUAUCAAGAUGGAAGUACUUCAGCCAUUCCCUCCAAAGUUGGCACCUUUACAAGGCAAGAGAGUCUUUCUGGCCGCAGCAACUCUGAGGCCUGAGACCAUGUUUGGGCAGACAAACGCAUGGGUAUUGCCUGAUGGGAAAUAUGGAGCUUUUGAAAUCAACGAAACUGAUGUCUUCAUCCUUACUGAAAAAGCCGCACUCAACCUUGCCUACCAGAAUUUCUCGAAGAUUCCUCAGAAGCCUUCUUGCCUGGUUGAGUUGACAGGGAAUGAUCUGAUUGGGCUCCCUUUGAGGUCUCCUCUAUCAUUCAACGAGAUCAUAUACGCUCUACCCAUGUUGACCAUUCUCACCAACAAAGGUACCGGCAUCGUUACUAGUGUGCCUAGUGAUGCCCCUGACGAUUAUAUGGCUUUGCAUGACUUGAAAUCAAAGCCUGCUCUUCGUGCAAAGUAUGGUGUGAAAGAUGAAUGGGUCUUGCCCUUUGAUAUUGUACCUAUUAUCAACAUUCCAGAAUUCGGGGAUCAGGCUGCAGAGAAGGUUUGCUUGGAUCUGAAAAUAAAAAGCCAGAAUGACAAGGAAAAGCUUGCUGAGGCGAAAAGGUUGACUUAUCUGAAAGGAUUCACUGAAGGAACCAUGCUCAUCGGAGAGUUUGCUGGGAGGAAAGUCCAAGAAGUUAAGCCGCUUAUCAAGUCAAAACUCAUAGAGUCUGGUGAGGCAAUCCUUUACAGUGAACCUGAGAAGCAGGUAAUGUCAAGAUCGGGUGAUGAAUGUGUUGUGGCCCUUACUGAUCAGUGGUACUUAAUAUAUGGUGAAUCGGAAUGGAGGAAAAUGGCUGAGGAAUGCUUAGCAAACAUGAAUCUCUAUUCUGAAGAAACCCGACAUGGUUUUGAGCACACUUUGAGCUGGCUAAAUCAGUGGGCUUGUUCACGGUCUUUUGGUCUUGGAACUCGCAUUCCUUGGGAUGAACAGUUCCUUGUGGAAUCCUUAUCCGAUUCUUCUCUCUACAUGGUCUAUUAUACUGUUGCUCACAUUUUACAUGGAGAUGACAUGUAUGGAGGUAGUACUUCUUCUGUCCGUCCUCAGCAAAUGAAUGAUGAAGUGUGGGAUUACCUCUUCUGUGAUGGUCCAUACCCGAAAUCUUCGGAUAUCCCAUCAUAUCUUUUAAAUAAGAUGAAGCAGGAGUUUGAGUACUGGUAUCCUUUAGAUGUCCGAGCAUCGGGAAAGGAUCUUAUUCAGAAUCAUUUGACAUUUUUCAUCUACAACCAUGUUGCAAUUAUGGCUAGGCGGCACUGGCCACUUGGGAUCAGAUGUAAUGGGCAUAUUAUGUUGAAUUCUGAAAAAAUGUCCAAGUCAACUGGAAAUUUCAGAACUCUUCGCCAGGCCAUCGAAGAAUUUGGGUCAGAUCCCACAAGAUUUAGUUUGGCUGAUGCUGGUGAUGGUGUUGACGAUGCAAACUUUGUAUUUGAGACUGCUAACGCUGCAAUUUUGCGGCUUACAAAAGAAAUUGCCUGGAUAAAAGAUGUUCUAUCUGCUGAAUCAUCACUGAGAGCUGGCCCUCCAUCUACAUAUGCGGAUAAGGUGUUCGAAAAUGAGAUAAACAUCGGCAUCAGAUCGACUGAAAAGGCUUAUGAUAACUUCUUGUUCAGGGAGGCACUUAAAAAUGGGUUUUAUGACUUGCAAGCAGCUAGGGAUGAGUAUAGGCUCUCUUGUGGCAGUGGUGGCAUGAACAGGGACUUGAUAUUGAGGUUUGUGGAUGUGCAGACUCGUCUUAUUACUCCAAUCUGCCCACACUAUGCAGAAUACGUUUGGAGGAAGCUUUUGAAGAAGGAAGGUUUUGCGGUAGUAGCAGGCUGGCCAACAUCAGAUGAGCCCGAUUUAGUUCUCAAGAGUGCUAACAAAUAUUUGCAAGAUUCCAUUGUUUUGAUGAGAAAGCUUCUCCAGAAACAGCUCUUGGGUUCCAAGAAGGCCGGUAAGAAAGGUGCUCCUGUAACAUCACUGACCGAGGACAAGUUAAGGGGCUUAGUAUUUGUGAAUGAGCAAUUCGAUGGAUGGAAAGCUCACUGCCUGAAGAUUCUACAAAGCAAAUUUGACCAACAGACUCGUAGUUUUGCUCCCGACGCGGAGAUACUUGGGCAACUGAAGGAGACGUUGCAGAAGGAUGGGCAGGCAGACAACUUUAAACAAAUCCAGAAGCUUUGUAUGCCAUUCCUAAGAUUCAAGAAAGACGAGGCAGUAGCUCUUGGACCUCAGGCUCUGGAUUUGAAGUUGCCCUUCGGGGAGAUGGAGGUUCUUCAGACCAACGUGGAUCUGAUCAAGCGGCAGCUCGGUCUUGAAGAAGUUGAGAUCAUGUCUGCAACCGAUCCUGAUGCUGUUGCGAAAGCCGGUCCACAGGCCUCUCUCCUGAAACAGAAUCCUCCUUCCCCUGGCAAUCCAACCGCCAUCUUUAUGACUCGGUAGUUGAAAACAUGUUUCCACUACAAGUCAGAGAUUGGAAAUGAGUUGAAAAAGUGUCAAGAUUUUGCUGGAUGUUUUGGUAUUUUUAUAGAUUUUAUAUGAUGAGCUUAUUAAGACAAUGUUUAACCUAUAGUUUCUUCUUUAUGUUUGUUCGAUUGGCUCCUGCUAAGUAAUGUCAACCGUUUUUAUUCUAAUGUGCACUGGCCUUGCUUCAUUUGUUCAU
Tarenaya hassleriana is the source of this 3654-nucleotide messenger RNA. RefSeq names its product leucine--tRNA ligase, cytoplasmic-like. Gene Ontology annotation, biological process: leucyl-tRNA aminoacylation. The transcript has 3 exons. The record is from RefSeq and is a predicted model, not a curated record. NCBI's taxonomy places the organism in Eukaryota, Viridiplantae, Streptophyta, Magnoliopsida, Brassicales, Cleomaceae. The coding region runs from base 168 to 3434 and encodes 1088 amino acids. Gene Ontology annotation, molecular function: aminoacyl-tRNA deacylase activity; leucine-tRNA ligase activity; ATP binding.